Oreochromis aureus is the source of this 5597-nucleotide messenger RNA. RefSeq names its product myelin regulatory factor (gene myrf). Gene Ontology annotation, molecular function: DNA-binding transcription factor activity; sequence-specific DNA binding. The record is from RefSeq and is a predicted model, not a curated record. The transcript has 26 exons. Gene Ontology annotation, cellular component: nucleus; endoplasmic reticulum membrane. Bases 574 to 3573 code for a protein of 999 amino acids. Gene Ontology annotation, biological process: protein autoprocessing; central nervous system myelin maintenance; positive regulation of DNA-templated transcription. Lineage: Eukaryota; Metazoa; Chordata; Actinopteri; Cichliformes; Cichlidae.
ACAUCCCUCACCUGCCUCAGCUCCUCUCCUCCGACCCUGCUGCUCACAUCCUGUCUGAGAGGGAGAGGCAAAGGAGGAAGAGGCUCAACCUGAGGGAGUCAACUUUAACCCUUUUUAAUUCUUUUCUAACUUUUCAUUUAACCGUCGACUUUUUCUCCCCGUGUCCCGCAGGAGGCUGCAGAUCGCUUUUAAGAGCGCAAACCAAACAUUACUAUGAAGCGCGUGGGAGCUGAAGGGAAGGCGCGACUAAAGGGACGUUUCUAAUGAUCUUCUUACAGAGACUUUUGGUGACAUUUAAUUGAAAAAAAAUUCGACCGAGGCUAAAGCUCUAAAGUUUUAUUCAGCUGAAACGGUGAAGAACAUACAGAAUAUUAAUCCAGUGCCAAGUUUUGAUUGUCUGAACAGGAGGUAAGAAGUCCUUCGCAAGCGGUGGAUUAACGCGCAAGUAGAAAAAAAGUCGCGAUAAUUGUAAUCUAGAGUCCGGGAUGUUCGUGUGAAUGUUUCCCCGAACCGAAUUGAUUUCGUUCGGAAAAGGGGAGACUUUCAUGGAUUUUUUAUGUGGGACCCGCUAGGAUGGACCAGGACGUGGUAGAUGAAACAGAAGCGUUACAGAGAUUUUUUGAAGGUCAUGAUAUUACCAGCUCUCUGGAACCAGCCAACAUCGACACCAGUAUCCUGGAAGAGUACAUCAGCAAGGAGGACGAUAGUGCUGACAUCUGUUUCUCAGAGGUCCACAGCACCCCAGGACCAAAUUAUUCAUCUCCCCAAGCAGGAGUGUCCUCCUCUGGAGGGUUGGUGUGUGGUGUGAGCCCCCCUAUCCCACUACGCCAAGGAGCCCCUCCACCUGGGCCCCCUAGCUGCCAGAACGCCUACCCCCCAGGUCCAUCGCUGGGCCUCCGACACGGCUACCCCUGUCUGGCACAGCAACAGCAGCAGCAACACCAGCAACAGCAGCAGGCUCACGUCAAACCUGAGCACAGGGGCCAUUACGCUCCAGGGACACUACCUGAGUCACCCCCAGACUCCAGCUCAGAACCGUACUCUCCCCAACAGGUGAAUGAUCCUCACAUGAUCAGGACCAUGACUCCAGAGAACAUGUGCCACAUGACUCCAACACCGCCUCUCCCCCCACACGGGCACUAUCCCAGCAUGCAUCGGGACAUGUACCUGAAGCCUGAGCCCAUGAUAUCACAGUACCCCAUUGGACCGGCUGCAAGCGGAAGUGGAGACAUGCAGCAGACGCAGAUGCUUCAUCAGUUACUUCAGCACCCUCAGGGUCAAGACAGCGUUCCUGUUCAUCAAGCGAAGAAGAGGAAGCACUCUGACUCUCCCAACAGCACCCUGAAUUCCCAAAUCCUCACAGGUAUCAUCAAACAAGAACCAGGUUUAAUGCAGGAUGCAGACAAUGCCUACCUGGACCCAAAUUAUCAGUGCAUUAAGUGGCAACCUCACCAGCAGAACAAGUGGACGCCGCUAUAUGAUGCCAACUGCAAAGAGCUCCCGAUGCCAACCUACCGCGUUGACGCUGACAAAGGCUUCAACUUCUCCUUAGCUGAUGAUGCUUUUGUUUGCCAGAAGAAGAACCAUUUUCAGGUCACGGUAUACAUCGGCAUGCUUGGAGAUCCCAAGUACGUCAAGACAAGCGAAGGACUGCAGCCCAUUGAUUGUUUUUAUCUCAAACUUAAUGGAGUAAAGGUGGAAGCCAUGAAUCAGUCCAUCAGUGUGGAGCAGUCGCAGUCUGACCGCAGCAAGAGACCUUUCAAGCCAGUCCUUGUCACUUUGCCUUCAGAUCAGGUCACUAAGGUCACAGUGGGACGGCUCCAUUUUAGCGAGACCACAGCAAAUAACAUGAGAAAGAAGGGCAAGCCAAACCCUGAUCAGAGGUAUUUCAUGCUGGUGGUGGCGCUCCACGCACAGUCCCACAAUCAGAGCUACACUGUGGCGGCUCAUGUGUCUGAGAGGAUCAUCGUCAGGGCAUCCAACCCAGGCCAGUUUGAAAGCGACAACGAGGUGCUGUGGCAGCGCGGACAACUGCCAGACUCCGUUUACCACCACGGGAGAGUCGGUGUCAAUACAGACAGACCGGACGAGGCCCUCGUUGUCCAUGGCAACCUGAAGGUCAUGGGCUCCCUUGUGCAUCCAUCUGACAUCAGGGCCAAAGAAAAUGUCCAGGAGGUCGACACCACAGACAAUUUAAAACGGAUUUCUCAGAUGAGGCUGGUCCAUUAUCAAUACAAGCCUGAGUUUGCUGCCACCGUGGGCAUAGAGAACACUGCAGAGACUGGAGUGAUCGCUCAAGAGGUUCAACAAAUUUUGCCUGAGGCAGUGAAAGAGGGGGGUGAUGUGGUGUGUGCAAAUGGGGAAACUAUUCCCAACCUAUUAGUUGUCAACAAGGAGCGUAUCUUUAUGGAGAAUGUCGGAGCGGUGAAGGAGCUGUGUAAGCUGACGGACAACCUGGAGACUCGUAUCGAUGAGCUGGAGCGUUGGAGCCGCAAACUGGCCAAACUGCGUCGCCUUGACAGCAUGAAGAGCACCGUGAGCGGGGGCACGGUCAGCCAGUCAGGAAGUUAUUUUAGCAGGACAGGAAGUGGCCCACUAAAGAAAAAGACAGUCAAACCAGGAAGCAAGAAUUUACCUCCAGAUCAGGGCUGCAUCAGUCAGAAGUUCAUGCAGGGAACCAUCCUGGCACUGGUUGUGGUCAUGGCUUUCAGUGUCAUUUCCAUGUCUGUGCUUUAUGUACUCACUCUUCACCACAGAGGGGAUGUCACAGAGAAAGAUGGGCCAAGAGCUGAAGUGGGAUCCUCCCGCAAGGGUCCAGAUACUCCAUUGUCCACUACCCUUGCACCAGCUUGCUGUUCAACCACAGCCAUAAACAACCAAUCAGCUACUGUUUCAACAAUGAGUAACAACCAAUCCACACCAGCUUUUAGCAGCCUAGUUCCUACACCCGGCCUGAUUAACAAGAAGGCCAAGUCCAGACUAAUGGACAAAGAUCACAACAGAAACCGUCUGAGUCACACAUCAGCACCCAUUUAUUUUGCCAAGUCCAAAAGGCCCAGCCCUGAAGAGACGGAUGGAGUGGGAGCCAUCAACCGUCUUCCUGGUGGGCAGCAUCCACUGCCACGCAGACAACGCAGCCUGCACACAAAGGGAGUGAAAUCAGUUCCUUCUCUCACUAGCUUAUAUAUCAUGGAGACAAACCAAGAAAUCAAAGCGCAAAACUGUGCAACAGCAGAAAGCUGCAGCUACACGGUAUCACUUCAUGGAAAAAGAAAUUCCUCCAUGUCACAAAUCACUUUGCACAUGACGUCUACAAACAGCGUGUGGGUACGACAAUGUGGAGCCACCAAGGGACGUUUAUGCCCCAACCACACAGAAACACAGCUCUAUAAUGAACAGAGUACAUCAACAAAGGGGACUCGUCACUUGUGGUCGGUGCCUGUGCUGCCUUACCAAGACAUCACCUAUCACUUUCGUGUCUCCCUGUCUAGUGACAGAGUGAGCUGUGACACUGAAGGAAAAUCUGCACCAUACUCUGACUACCAUUUUCUCAUAGAAAGCAGCUGCGUGUGAGGAAGCAGAUGAUGCAUCCCAGUCCCUUUACAGUAUACCAUAUUUUUCAAUUUGUAUGCGGUUAUGAUGGGAUCAAGCUUUGUCUAAUUAUUGUACAUUAUUUUAAAGAUAUUCAAACAGAGCAAACGAUUUACUGUACCACCACUGUAGUCCCUUUCAUAUGUAUAUGCAUUAAGACAUCUCCUUUUGCUGUGAUCACUGGAGUUUGAAACACUGUAUAUGUCUUUUUUUUCUGUCACUGGAAAUGUUGAUGACUGACUCUGAAAACUGUGUCGUACCACUGUUAACUGCUAAUGUAAAAGUAACGCACUUAGUUCAUAGCUCAACAAUUUUUAUUUUUUAAAUUUGUUACUCAUCACUAUGUCUUCCAUUCCUAAUAUAAACCGUAACAUUGUUUUUAGCAGAAUUUUCUAAAUCAAGUCCAGGCUACGAUGUUACAACAGAAGGCACUGCAAACAUACACUAUGAAUCUGUAUAUACAACAAAACCAGUCACAACUGGUUUGGAAGAAUACUUCUCAAUACUUUUAUACACUGGAGAGGAGAUCACUGGCUUCUGCUGAAGGCCACGGUAAAUGGUUGCAGCUAGCACUGAAAAGAUACCUCAGUAGUGCACAGUGUCUGCAGUGGAGCUUUGUGCUGAGUCUGCAGCAGUCAGCUGUACUGCCUAUCCUAAUUCAGCCCCUGACUAAAAUCCGUGCACAGAGGUGUGCACACUCUGCAGCAUUUCUGUCUCAAUCGUGACACUGAAUUAAACACGAAGUUGUUACAUGUUAAUGCAUAUUACUACACAGAAACUGCUUCUUAAAUGCAUUAAAAAAACACCUCAAAACCUCUGAGCUGUGCACAUUGUAGCAGAUUCCUUAGAGGAUAUAUGUUAAGACUGGAAAGCAAACAAAUCACAGGAAAUUAACACGAUGCACUGAGAGCUCGCUGAGUCCAACACUGACAAUAUUUCAAGAAACACUGGAAUAGCUUACACUGUAUCUUGCUAACUGGACAAUGCUGGUAAGGCAAUAAAUAUGAAUAUGAAAUAUGUCAUUUCAUGUGCAUGCCCAAUCAAUUUCUCUAAAACGGUACAUUGUAGCUGAGAUGCUGCUCCAGCUUGGAAGUUCUUGUCUUAAUGCCUUGAUCACAAACCUACAAGGAAAUUACACACAUAUAAAACUGGAUUCUAUACACUGGACUCUUUCCUCUGUUUUUCUGGAUGUAUUUGAAAACAAUUUUUCCUUUGCUUAUACAGCUAAGUAUAUGCAGUGAUAACAUGUUUGAUAUAACUGAUUUGUAUUAUGUUUUCUUUUUGUAUUAGCUUCUCUUGUCUCAAAGGAAAUCUCCAUUUAACUUCAGACGUUGUGGUUUUGUUGCAUUUACUGAAAUUUGCUUUUCAAUCCUAGUCCCGUAAGUGUCUUUAUUAAGAAAAAAAAAACACAUUUAUAUUAAAUAGGAAAAGCCAUCAGAUAAAGUUUAUGGACUCUGUAAUAAUAUGAAUAUUCUGUACAUGCUUUCGCUAUAAUUAUUAUGACUUCAGUGGGCAUAUGGUACUAUUUUAGCUUAUUUAUAAUUCACCAGCUAGCAUAAUGAAACCACUGUAGCACUUUUUGCACUGUACAUAUAUAUACGAAAAAGGCUUUUGCUGUAUCCAGUGCACCAGACUGGUGUCAGACACUUUGGUAGAACUGGGUUGUUUGUAACUGUAUAGCUUCAUUUUUUGUCACUACCAAUGCUCCUUUUUAUCGGGUGUGUUUUAUCAUAUUGUUGUUUGGUUUUUUUUGUUUGGUUUUUUUUUGUAGUUGAUUUUGAUAUCAAUAAUAUAUUAACUUUCAGCUACUGGAGCCAAGGAAUGAUCGAUAAACAUUAAAACAUGCAUAUAUUAAAAGGCCCAUGUGUAAAGAAAAAGAAAAAAGCAAAAGACUAAAGCUCAAUGACUACAUUAAUAUCACUACUUUUCAUUUUCAAAGCUUUUGUCAAUAAAUAUGCUGUAACACUAUGAAUGCAUGCAGUAAAUAAAUUUACUAUUACAUUUCC